Cynara cardunculus var. scolymus (artichoke) is the source of this 2093-nucleotide messenger RNA. RefSeq names its product patatin-like protein 2. Lineage: Eukaryota; Viridiplantae; Streptophyta; Magnoliopsida; Asterales; Asteraceae. The transcript has 7 exons. Gene Ontology annotation, molecular function: monoacylglycerol lipase activity; glycerophospholipase activity. Gene Ontology annotation, biological process: lipid metabolic process. The record is from RefSeq and is a predicted model, not a curated record. Bases 585 to 1901 code for a protein of 438 amino acids.
CUAAGUGGGUUCUCUUCGAUUUGUGAUAUUGAUUGUGCAUAUACUGAAUUUGUCACAAAACUUCGCAACCGCCUCAACAAACAUCUCAAUGUGUCACAUAGUUUCCAGUAGGGGUGUUUGUGGUGCGAUUUGUCCAAAACUGCAACCAAACUGCAUGUGUGGUUUAAGCAUUUUUCCAAACCUUACAUGUCUUAAACCACAAAAUGUGUGGUGUGAUGCCAUUUAUACCGUUUAAACUUAAAUAGAAUACUUCAACCUUUAUCUGGAGUAUUUAAUUUAGUCGGUUUUUCAGUACUUGUGAUUGGAGUUUUUGACCCGUCAUUUCAAAAAAAAAAAAAAAACAGUAAAGUUGAUUAUUGUAACUUGAAGUGUGGAAUGAUUCUUUAUCACGUCUUUAAUUUGACCAACGAAUUUGAACGGGCCGAGCCCCUAACGGGUCUUCUACCAACACCAUAAAUAACCUCAUUUCACAAACGAACUCAUCCACACUCAGUUCAUCAGAACUUAUAAUCUUUCGAACUCGCUUCUCUCUAGCUAUAUAAAAGAAUCAAAACUUUUUUAACGUUAAACAUAUAUUAUAAAUCAUGUCUUCUGAGGAAGCACCACGGUUGCCUUUGCAACGACCAUCAUAUGGAAACCUGAUCACGAUCCUAAGCAUCGAUGGAGGUGGAGUACGAGGAAUCAUUCCAAGCGUCAUCCUUAACUUCUUAGAAACCGAACUUCAGAAAUUAGACGGCGAGAAUGCACGGCUAGCAGAUUACUUUGAUGUAAUUUCUGGGACAAGCACCGGAGGCCUCGUGUCAGCGAUGUUAACCGUCCCCAACGAAGAAAACCGUCCCCUUUUCGCAGCUAAGGACAUAACCAACUUCUACCUUGAACAUUGUCCUAGGAUCUUCCCACAUGAUAGCAAUCCAUUUGGUCAUGCUGAAAAGGUGAUCAGAGCUCUAACUGGACCAAAGUACGAUGGUGUAUAUUUACAUGAACUUAUUCAAGAAACAGUGGGAAACAUAAGACUCCAUGAAACCUUGACCAAUGUUGUGAUCCCAACAUUUGAUAUCAAACGUAUGCAGCCCACCAUCUUCUCAAGUUAUCAGCUGAAGAAAAACCCGAGCCUGGAUGCGAUGCUAUCGGAUAUAUGCAUUGGAACAUCGGCUGCGCCAACUUAUCUUCCUUCCCAUACGUUUGAAACCCAAGAUUCUGAAGGGAAAUUGUUGGGGGAAUUCAAUCUUAUCGAUGGAGGGGUGGCUGCGAAUAAUCCGACUUUGGUUGCGAUAAGUGAAGUGACACAAGAGAUAACUGGAGGUAGUAUCGAUUUCUUUCCGAUAAAACCAACAGAAUAUGGGCGUUUUCUGGUUUUGUCAUUAGGGACGGGGUCGCCGAAAUAUGAAGAGAAGUAUGACGCUAAUACGUCAUCUAGUUGGGGCGUUUUUGGGUGGUUGGCUAGUAGUGGCUCGACUCCCUUGAUAGAUGUAUUUACUCAAUCGAGUGGUGAUAUGGUCGAUUAUCAUAUUUCUACCGUCUUCCAAGCCCUGCAUUCGGGAGAGAAUUACCUUCGUGUUCAGGAUGACACUUUGAGCGGAGAUCUGGCUUCAAUGGAUCUUACAACCGAAAAGAACUUGGAAGAUCUCGUGAAUGUUGGCGAGCAGUUGUUGAAGAAACCGGUGUCGAAGGUGAAUUUGGGGACGGGUAUAUACGAACCUUAUCGUUGCACUACCAAUGAAGAAGCUCUAAUAAGGUUCGCAAAAAUACUAUCAAAGGAGAAGAAUACGAGAGAAGUUCGGUCACCAAGUACGAACAACGGUCCACAAAUCCCAAAUGAAUUGAUCUCAAACAACGGUCAGCAUAAGCCUAUGCUUACGAACGCGAUUUCUUACUCUCUUCCGCACUUGCAGCAACGAUAACUUACCUGAUGAUAAACAACGGUCAGCGAAAGCCUAUGCUUACGAACACGAUUUCUUACUCUCUUCCGCACUUGCAACUUGCAACAACGAUAACUUACCUGAUAUUGCCGUUAAAACCAAACCAAAUGAAACAAGAAAAUCGUAGAUGAGACUUUGUUACUCUUAUAUACAAUUAAGUGCUAAUAAUGUGGU